AUGGAAUCAGCGUUUAUUAAGGAAGGCCGUAAUCAACAUAUUGAUUUAAAUUGUGUUGUACAUUAUCUUCGUGAUCAUGGAUAUCCACCUUGUGUCCACAAAAAUGAAAAGUUUAACUUUAGGAGACAGUGUAAAGUUUUCAAACUUGACAAUGAUAUACUUGUUCAUAAGAAAACAUUUGCAAAAACAAUUGAUGUUAAUGAGCGAAAACGAAUUAUACAUAUGGUGCAUAAUGGAUCCGAUAACUCAGCACAGUCAUCAGCACUAUCUAGUAAUCAUGGCAGAGACUGUUAA
Macrosiphum euphorbiae (potato aphid) is the source of this 294-nucleotide messenger RNA. NCBI's taxonomy places the organism in Eukaryota, Metazoa, Arthropoda, Insecta, Hemiptera, Aphididae. The record is from the annotation of a GenBank genome assembly.